Molecule: messenger RNA, 2067 nt
Organism: Magnolia sinica
Lineage: Eukaryota; Viridiplantae; Streptophyta; Magnoliopsida; Magnoliales; Magnoliaceae
Product: probable serine/threonine-protein kinase PBL11
Exons: 5
Coding region: 201-1865 (554 amino acids)
Biological process (GO): protein phosphorylation
Molecular function (GO): ATP binding; protein kinase activity
Source: RefSeq, a predicted model, not a curated record
CUCUUAUUGCUUUUGAGUGAUCGAACAAAACGAGGGCUUUCUUUUGUUUUCUUCCUUUGAUUUUUCUUCCCUGUUGAAUCUGCUCCCAGAGAGAGAGAGAGAGAGAGAGAGAGUCGGAGACGGUGAGUUGCAGCGAUUCUUUCAAGGAAUAAAUUGAAUCUAUCGUAACGGAGGGAAACUGAACUCAAACCCAACUAAAGAUGGGCUGUUUCACAGUCUUAAAAAGCAAGAAGAAGAAAUGCGAGCAGCCCACUUGCAUCAUCAGCAAAACUGUCAACCCCCAUGAGAUUGCACCCACCACACUUCCCGAACCACAAACCCAAGGACGAUCUCUCCAAUCUGCCCCUCCAAGCUUCAGAACUAGAGCUAAGCCUGUCCAAUCAGUUAAUCACCGUACCACCAAUAGUAGAACCCGUGCAUUAUCUGCUCCUUCAAGCCUGCAUGUGGCUGAGAGGGAUGCCCUUGCAGCCAUGGAAUAUGAUGAACAGGAAGAAUCCAAGGGUCGAGGUGGAUUAGCGAAGGAACAACGGGCCCCAAGCGCACAACCUCUCCCUCUUCCAUCACCUCAAAGUACUGCUGUUUUGAGGAAUAUGGGAAGCUUCAAGUCAAGCACCGCCAGUGGACCUAUUUUUGCAUCUGGUCCUCUGCCUUUGCCUCCAUUGACAGGUCUUAGAAACUUCUCCUACGAAGAAAUUGCGGCUGCUUGCCAACAUUUCUCACCAGAGAGAUGGAUGUCUGAGGGUCUUUCAUCCAUGGUUUACAGAGCUUCUUUUGGAGACGAUGCAUCAGGUUCCAAGAAGCUCGAGGCCACCGUUACUCGCCUUCAUCCUUCUACUCAGGGUUUUAAGGAAUUUGUGAAUGAGAUUAACAAACUCGCGACGCUGCAACAUCCCCAGCUGUGUAAAUUGCUUGGUUUUCAUGCACGUGAGGGUUCUGAGCAACGGAUGUUGGUUUACGAGCGGCUUUUCCAUGGAAGCUUAGAUCGUCUGUUGUAUGGGCAAUCUGAUGGGCCUCCCAUUGACUGGGGUGCCAGAAUGAAAGUGGCUCUAUGUGCUGCACAAGGUCUUGCAUUUUUACACGAGGAAGGGCCUUUCCAGGCCAUGUACAAUGAGUUCUCUGCAGCAAGUAUACAGAUAGACAAAGAUUUUAGUGCAAAGCUUUCAGGUUAUGGAUGCGUUAGCUACUGUCCAGAUCCAGAGAUCACAAAUAGCUCUGCACCUUUGUUUGAAAUUCAGGCGAUGGCAAAUCUUUCAGUGGAAACUUUGGAGAGAGGAUUACUCACUCCUAAGAGCAAUGUAUGGAGCUUCGGAAUUGUUCUUCUUGAAUUGCUCACUGGCCGGAAGAAUCUUGACAGCCGCCACCCCAAGGAAGACCGGAACCUGGUCAAAUCGAGCUGGCCUUUUCUAGCAGAUGAUUCCCGGCUGUCCUUGAUCAUGGACCCAAGGCUGAAAGGCCGUGUCCCCACCAAAGCAGCCCGGACUGUUGCUGACCUAGCUCUAAAGUGCCUUCAGAAGGACCCCUCAGAAAGGCCAACCAUGAGAACCAUUGUGGAAUCCCUCAAGAACAUUCAAGACAUGAAGUAUUCUUGUUGGUUCCCACUCCAAGAGCCCGCAACGAUCAGCAGGAAGCAUAUGCUGCGGUCUCCGAGCCUCAAUGGGGUUGUUACACUAGCACCCAGAUUGAGUUUUUCACCGUCCCCACCUUCUAGAAUCCGCCCCUCGGUUUCUCCCACACGACCACCAUCUAUUCCCAUCCCACUUCCUCCUAGGUCAUGCUCAAUGGUAUCGAUGGAAGACAGUCCAACAGAUGAUGGCCGGAAAAUGCCGGUGCCGAUGGUUCGGCGGCCUGGGGUUGAAGGAUUUUGAUUGUUGAUAGUAUUUUUCCUUAUUUUCAUUUUUUUGGGGGUUUCUUUGUUUAUGAUUUAACAUAGUAUAAAUGAUAAAGAUGUGGUGCUUCCACCCUUUUAUUACUCAUUAAAAUGUAAAUGAGAAGAUGGCCAUUUGUAGAUAUAAAGAAGAAGAGUGUAAGCCUUGUUUUUGGGAAUGGAUCUGUAUCAGUUUUUACUCA